GGAGACAGAUGUGCCCUGUGCCCGUCCCCUCUCGGAAGCCCCUCUGGAGAGGGCGACACUCCGACCAUUCCCUUGUUCUGGGGCUUCCCUUUCAGAGGCCGAGGGGAUCCAGCAGUGGAGUGCAAGCACCAGACACCCCAGCAAUGACCAGUUCCCCCGUCUCCAGAGUUGUCUACAACGGCAAGAGGAACAGUAGCCCCCGCUCUCCCCCCAGCAGCAGCGAGAUCUUCACCCCUGCCCACGAGGAGAAUGUGCGCUUCAUUUAUGAAGCCUGGCAGGGCGUGGAGCGAGACCUGCGGAGCCAGAUGUCAGGCAGUGAGCGGGGCCUGGUGGAGGAGUACGUGGAGAAGGUCCCCAACCCCAGCCUGAAGACCUUCAAGCCCAUCGACCUGAGCGACCUGAAGCGCCGGAACACACAGGACAUCAAGAAGUCCUAAAGCGCGCUGUGCCCUUCCCCUGGCCUCUGGGAGAUCGGAGUGUAGCUUGAUGUUGGUCUCCUCGUCUCCUGUGGGCCCAGCUCCUGGGAGGGGGAGGGGCCGGUGCUCCCAGUGGGCCACAAACCCCAGAACCAGGACGGUGUAAUUGAUGGCCGAGGCCUGCCCCUUCUCCUCGAGCCCCCUCCUUUCCUCUUGGGGGAAUCUCAGGCUGCCCCCUGUCAUUGGGAGGGUCUGGGCCCGGCCAGCCCUUCCCCACCCCCAGGCCUAGCUGCAUCUUUGGAGCCACACAGCCCUGCCUGCCCCCCAGGGCCUUGACCCUGACUCUCCUUCCUUGCCAUCACCUUCCACUGCCCCCACCCUCCUAUUCCUGACCACUUCCAGGGUCAGGAGGGAGAACAGGGAGCCUCUCUUGUCUCCGGGGCCAGUGAGACUGGGCCGAGUUUAUCCCAAGGUGGCCAGGAGGCAGGACAGGGGUGGCGUGGGUCCCCCACUGACCCCUGCUGCUUCUCUGGCUUGGACACAUUGGGGAGCAUCUAACCUCCCACCUCACUGUCCAACCUGGCCCCUUCCUUCCCUGCAUCAGCUUCAGGAUGCCACCAGCUCUCAGGACCUGGGACACUGCUGGGUGCCCCCUCGAAGGGGUCCUGGGCAGCCAGGCCUGGCCCCCUGGUGUCUGCAGUCCUGUGGCCACAGCAACCCCCUUGGGCAGGAGCAUGGGGCUAACACUGAGCUGGUGAGGCUGCCUGGUGGGUCCUGGCUCUGUGCGGUAUGCUAGGAGGGUCACCAAGGCCCCUUUUUCUUCCUGUGCCCUUCAAAAGCCAAGCAUCUGCGAUGGAGUCUGAGGACCAGUGAAUAAAGGUGGGGUGGCACUGGA
This is a messenger RNA of Ceratotherium simum simum (southern white rhinoceros), 1311 nucleotides long. NCBI's taxonomy places the organism in Eukaryota, Metazoa, Chordata, Mammalia, Perissodactyla, Rhinocerotidae. The record is from RefSeq and is a predicted model, not a curated record.